Messenger RNA from Cyphellophora attinorum, 1443 nucleotides. RefSeq names its product tRNA N6-adenosine threonylcarbamoyltransferase, mitochondrial. Gene Ontology annotation, cellular component: mitochondrion. The record is from RefSeq and is a predicted model, not a curated record. The transcript has a single exon. Lineage: Eukaryota; Fungi; Ascomycota; Eurotiomycetes; Chaetothyriales; Cyphellophoraceae. The coding region runs from base 1 to 1443 and encodes 480 amino acids. Gene Ontology annotation, biological process: mitochondrial tRNA threonylcarbamoyladenosine modification.
AUGCUGCGCGCUGUGUGUAUCAGCAGGCAUGUGAUCAACAGAAGGCCGCUUCGGCCAGUACUCCAACAAUGUCGCCAGCUUCUCACGCUCGCGAUCGAGACAUCCUGCGACGACACGUGUGUAGCCAUUCUGGAAAAGCAUGACCUUGCCGGAGCACAGCAAGGCAUUCACGAUGCACCAAAGACUCAGGCUCAGCUUCACUUCAAUGAGAAGCUGACAGCGGCCAAUACUGGCCUGGGUGGCAUACAUCCCCUUGAGUCGCUCGACAGCCACCAUGCGCAUCUCGCUAAACUGGUCAAGAGGUCACUGCACUUCCUGCCAGAAGCGACGGGCGCCGAUGUGCCGCCAACGAAGCUCGUCCACGACCCGGACGGCGUUCCUCGCGUGAAGCCAGACUUCAUCUCCGUGACCCGUGGCCCAGGCAUGCGCAGCAAUCUAGCUUGCGGCCUGUCUACCGCGAAGGGUCUAGCGGCAGCAUGGUCCGUCCCCCUCCUCGGCGUCCACCACAUGCAAGCGCACGCUCUCACACCGCGCCUCGUCUCUGCUCUAGCAUCCACUCCCUCUACUCCCGCCACUCCCGCCUUCCCCUUCCUCAACCUCCUCAUCUCCGGCGGCCACACCCUCCUCCUGCACUCCCACUCCCUCACAUCCCACACCACCCUCGCGACUACCCUCGACAUCGCCAUCGGCGACUGCCUCGACAAAUGCGGCCGCACCCUCCUCCCGCCCUCCCUCCUCGCCUCCACCACCGACACCGCCUACGGCAAACACCUCUCCAACUAUGCCUUCCCCGACCCGGCCUUGUUCGAAACAUACUACCCCAUCUCCCGCUCGCGACAUGCCGAACUUCUCAAGCCCAACCACCCAAACUACGACUGGUCCUUCCAGCUGCCCCUCGGCAACACGCGCCAGCUCGCGUUCAGCUUCACGGGCAUUUGCUCGCGCGUGGGCGGUUUGGUCAAUAAGCGUCCUGGAGGCAGCGCGGCAGUGCCGGAAGGCGAACGCCUCGCUCUCGCGCGCACCGCCUUGGGAACGGCAUUCGAGCACCUGACCUCCCGAAUCAUUAUCGCCCUCUCCACCCUCUCCGCCAAUUCUUCCACCAGCAACCAGGCCAUGCCCAAGACCCUGGUAGUCUCAGGCGGCGUCGCAGCUAACGCCUUCCUCCGCUACUUCCUCCGCGCGACCCUUGACGCGCGCGGGUUCGAGGAUGUAGAGCUCGUCUUUCCGCCACCGGAGCUGUGCACGGACAAUGCGGCGAUGAUUGGUUGGUGUGGGAUGGAGAUGUACGAGGCAGGGUGGCGGACUGGGUUGGAGGUUGGUGUUGUCAGGAAGUGGGGGAUGGGCGGUGGAGGAGUAGGUGCGGAAGAGAAUGGAAAGAUUGAUGAUGAGGCCCGUGGUGGCGGGAUCUUGGGACUGCCAGGUUGGUAUCGCGUAGAGUCUUGA